AUGGAUCUUCACUGGGGAACAUACUGUCUCUGGGCUUUUUGCUUCACAGGUACAGCUGUGGGUAACCCAAUCAAACUCCUCUCCAGCCCCUCGCAUCUCUCCCUGUUGACCGGAGAGAAUGCAACGCUCAGCUGCCGUCUGAUUCAAAACAGUGCCUUCAAGUCCUACUUUUAUUGGAAGGCAGUCAAGCUGCACCCGACCGCAGGAGAAAACGACCCCUCUGACGUCGUCGAGGAGUUAGGGCGCUUCUCAAUCAGCACGGAGGACAGCACCCCCCAGAUUGCCGUCAGCACGCUGCUGAUCAGUGACGUCACUCCCUAUGAUCACGCCAGGUAUUUCUGCGCCGUGCAUCUCCUGGGAGACGCGUCACACUCUCUGCUAAACGGUACCUACACCCACCUGGACGUGAAAGCCCGUCCACAAUUAUCCCUCACCUCUCAUCCUUCCAACACUUCGGGCUCCCGGAUCCUGUCCUGCAGAGCUGUGGGCUUCUACCCUUCAGACGCGAGCCUGUCCUGGGAUGGCUCCUCUAUCGGGGUCCCGUCCCCCACGCGGCAGAGAGCCCCAGCAUUAAACCGGGACGGCAGCUACAGCACCGGCUCCACCCUGCUGGUUACUGAGGCGCUGUGGAUCGCUGGCGCCGAGAUCGCCUGCGUGGUGAGCCACUCCUCUCUGAAACAGCCGCUGAGGAAAAGCAUUAGACAGGAAGGUGAGCGUCUUGCUGCGUCGUGCGCAUGA
Polyodon spathula (Mississippi paddlefish) is the source of this 738-nucleotide messenger RNA. Its product is annotated as immunoglobulin kappa light chain-like. Bases 1 to 738 code for a protein of 245 amino acids. NCBI's taxonomy places the organism in Eukaryota, Metazoa, Chordata, Actinopteri, Acipenseriformes, Polyodontidae. The record is from RefSeq and is a predicted model, not a curated record. The transcript has 4 exons.